GAAGACUAGCUCCACAUGAACGCAGAGGGUGCGGACAAAGAGCACGAGGAGUCGAAGUCGACAUCCGGCGAGGAAGUGAUUUGAGUACGCAGUCGACGCGAAGGUGGAAGAGAGAUGGAAGGCACAGGCUGCCCCACAAGACAAGGCGCCAGUGUGCCACCGAUGCCGUAGGCUUGCGCGCGGCAAUUCGGAGCAAGAAACUCUGCAGGGAUCGCGCGGCAACAUGUCUCUUGGAUGCACUGGCGGCUCAAGAGCCCACGAGCGAGAUCCUCAUCGAGGCAAGCCUGUGCGUGAAUGAUCUGAGCAAAGCGGCUGCAGAUGUGAGCACAGACAAUUGGGAAGCCAUUGCCCAGCAGUUUGUGCCCAACUUCGUGCUAAUGUCCACCAGGAAUUUGACAUUGUUAGUGAAUGCAUUGUCACAUGCCCGUGUGAAGAAAGAACUCUGGGUUCCUGCUGCAAUGGCAGCUCUGAAGACCACGCCAAAGCAGGGCUAUUCUUCCCAGGAUCUCUGCGUGCUUCUGAGCGCAAUGGUCCGACUCUCCUGCGAUGAAGAAGUAUUCAUCACGAGGCUACUUUCAGAAGAAUGCCUACCUCGUGUUCCAGACCUUGCGCCACGGGGAAUCGCUGCCUUUGCCCAUGCAGUGACCAAAUUGGGGCAAGAAGCCAGGGCAAUGGACCAUGCCGAAGCUUUGGUCCGAGCUUUGCUCCCGAAGCUGGUAACCUUCGUGAAAGACGGAGCCUUGCUUCCACUGGAGAUUGCCCUUGCCAUCGAUGCACUCUCGCGGUAUGGUGAUGGUGCUGAACCUCUUGUGCCGGGUAAGCCACAGCUGCCAAAGUGGGCCGACAAGGCGACUUCGCAUCUGGAGGUGGGUCUCCUUCCAUCAGUUGCCAUCCUGAAGCCCCUUGAGGUGGUGAUGGUGAUUUCCGCGCUGUCCCGGCGCGGCUACGUUGGCGCCGACCUUGCAGCAGAGCUCUCAAGUGCCAUCGCUGUACAGUUCGCAAAGUGGCCAGCCGAAGAGUUGUGCGUCGUGGUGCAUUCCGCAGCGCGGCUCGAUUUGCCUGGUUUGGUGGAUGGCAGCACGGCACCGAUUUGGUCAAUCCUUCAGCACGUGGAAAAGGGCCCGAUGCAGGGCCAGUUGCUGAAAGACUGCUCUUCGGACCACCUUGUGCUCCUGCUGCAUGGACUUGCAAAACUGCUGGUGCAGCCUUCUGCGUGGCUCUGGGAGUGCGUGCUGGGGAGAGUUUCGGGCACCUCUGACACCCUGUCGCGUCCAAGUGCUAUCCGCCUGUUUUUAGCUGCUGCAAAAGCGGACUUCCGGCAUACUGCCAUUCGCUGUGUGGUGAAACGCAAGCUCGUUGCGGAAGACUUUGCGGUCUUGUCAGAAGAUGCUUUUGCUGCAGUUAUCUAUGGGCUGUUGCAUCCGUUCUACUAUCGGAGAAAGAUGUUGCAGGAGUUGCUGGCGCACGCCGCCAGAUCGCGGCAAGUGGACACUCAGAGCCUGGCGCUGCAGACCAGAUUGGGACUCCUGCACUUCUUCCUCAGCACCAAAGCAGUGUUCAUUCCUUCUUUGGCCCAGAUCUACAUGCUGUUGCAGCUUGAGGCGAAAACUAGUGAGAAGCUGGAGUGGUCUCGCGAGUUGCGCUCUCGCCCUUCAGCUCUACAGUCCGACGUCCACUUCCAUGUGAAUGCCAUCGCGGCCAGCUCUGGCGCGAGAGUCUGCUCAGAGGUGCUUCUUUGGCCAUUCUGUAUUGACCUCCUGUGGCAGCGAGUCCUGAAAAAUCGUGAAUCUGCCGGUGCCUGCCCACGAGAACCGAUGGCGGCAGCAGCCCGGACAGAAGCUGCCCAGCUCCUGGGGCCGAAGCUCGACUUCGAAGAGCCUGGGAAAGCAGACUGCGUCGUGCGGAAAGGGCAGUGCGAGCCUGGCGAACUUCAGGAGCAUCGCAAAAAAGGGAAAGUGACGUGCUGCCCUCCACCCCUCCGCGACCAGGAUUACACAUGCGAGCUGCGGGCAAAAGCGGCAUGCACUCCGCCGGCAGUGAUUCUCUUUCAGCGCAACGAGAAAGAAGUGAAGCUGGCAGACUUCUUCAAGGAGGUCCAAAACGGCUGGGCGACGACCGAGAAGCGGCUGGGAGGACCGAAAGCUGCUGGCGAGAAGGUGUUCCGCAAGCUGAAGAAGGGGGUGCCUCGAACAGAAGCCAUGCUGAAGAGGUCCAGCACCGUGUGGCACCUUUUCACCGACCUGCUGCAAGCUCUUGAUCAACCGAAACUCCUCCAGAAGCGCCUAGAGUACAUCGCCCUGCGCCACAUGAAUGCAGAUAUCACCGCGGCCGACAUCGAGGCCUUUCGCAACAUCCUCCUUGAAGUUUGUGCUUCGAGGCUUGGCGGGCUCAUGACUCCAGAGUUCCAGUUUGGCAUGGGUCAGGUCGUCGUCGCUGUGGGCACCUCAUUGGCCAAUACCCACGAACACUAUGCAGCGCGUCUGAAGCUCUUGACGUCCUGCUGGAAGGAGGUGAACGCCGAUGAUGUUGAGGCCGGAGAUCAGCCAGACGCAAAGGCUAGCGAAGAGGGUGAAGGCGUAGAAGCGGAAGGCAACCACGAAGAUUCGAAAGACAAGCCGCAGCAGCAGCUGAAUGUGGAGCAGGUGAAGAACAACACUAGCAUGGAGCAAGAAGGCGACCAAAAAAGCCGUGGAAAAUGCGAAGAUAACUCGAACAUGAAUGUUCCAAAGACUUUUGCUGCCAUGGCUCGAUUCAAUGCUGCGGUCAUGGGCAUCGGAGACCGUAUGUGGUUUGCUCCUUUGGGACGUUGA
Messenger RNA from Symbiodinium necroappetens, 2810 nucleotides. The record is from the annotation of a GenBank genome assembly. NCBI's taxonomy places the organism in Eukaryota, Dinophyceae, Suessiales, Symbiodiniaceae.